AUGAGGAGAGGGGAUGAAGGGGAACUAGUCUCACCUGCCAGACUAGUCAACUCCUCUUGCUCCUUGGAGAAGACACUUCAGUGCCGCUGUUCCUUCCACGGGAUCCCCACUCCCUCUGUGCAGUGGUGGAUGGGAGGUGCCCCCAUCAGAAUGAACGGCGCUGAUGGUAGCCGCCAGGUGACUUCCACCAUGCUUGGCCCCUGGGCCAACAGCACCAUCAGUCUAGCCGAGGAGCCAAAAAUGGGCAUGAGGCUUCUCUGUGAAGGGAGGAACCAAAAUGGAACCCAUGCUUUGAGCAUCCUACUGAUGUCAAGAAAGAGCUCUUUGGUCUCCCAGGCCUUCCUUAAAGGGCUGAUCCAGGGUGUUAUCUAUGGAGCCAUCGCAAUUGCACUGCUUUUCUUCUGCCUCCUCCCCCUCAUAGUGAAACAUAUCCGAAUGAAACAAGCAAAGAAAAUUGCAGCAAUCAAAGCAAACACCAGCCCUCAAGUCAGAGCAGGCCAAAAACCCAAGAUGUUUCUGAAAUCUGAGGAGCCAAGAAAAUCUAUAAUUGCCCCGUCUUCUGAGAGCUGGAUAUUGGAAAAGCAAGAUAAACAAGCCAAAGAAGACUGUGGAAACUACAUCACAAUGGAGUCCUCAUUCUCUCUGGAAUUAGAAAAGUCUACUAAAUUCAAAAGCGAUUCUCCCAACGGCUGGAGACGCCCCUCUAGAGCCCAGAGCGCCCAAGAACGACGGUUGCCGGGCCUGGCUCCGGCGCUGGAGACCCGCGCGUUCUCCUUCGCGGCCCCGCCCCCUCCCAGCGGCCCCCGCGCGCAUCCCCGGGCCCUGAUUGGCUCUGGACGGACUCGUGGGGCCCCUCGGCGCGCCUGCGUGGUGGGACUUCGCGGGUGGGGGUCGGAUAUCCCCAAGUGA
Cynocephalus volans (Philippine flying lemur) is the source of this 909-nucleotide messenger RNA. RefSeq names its product SIGLEC family like 1 (gene SIGLECL1). The transcript is spliced from 6 exons. The record is from RefSeq and is a predicted model, not a curated record. Gene Ontology annotation, molecular function: sialic acid binding. Gene Ontology annotation, cellular component: plasma membrane. NCBI's taxonomy places the organism in Eukaryota, Metazoa, Chordata, Mammalia, Dermoptera, Cynocephalidae. Gene Ontology annotation, biological process: cell adhesion. Bases 1 to 909 code for a protein of 302 amino acids.